CCACCCAGGACGAUGACUGGACAAAUUCCUGAUUUUUUUAUUCUCAAGAUGUUCUGAGCCACACGCGCUUCUCCCUCCCACACCACAAUUUCUUCUCCUAAACACAGUGCAGCCAUUGCAACGCUACACCAUUUCCCUCUGCAUAGUGUCCUCUCUCUCUGUCUCGUUAAAUAAUGAGUUUCGGAAAGAAGAUCAGGAUAGGGCUCGAUGGGUUUGGAAGAAUUAAUCGUUUCAUCACGAGAGCAGCUCACAGAGACGAAAGCAAGCUUUCAAAUGCCAGCAAUGUGCUUAAGACUUCCACCUUUAAGCAUGACUCAGAUGGUUUUGGAUCUGCUGGGUUAAAGUCUUUCAGAGCAUUUGCAGUGGUUGGUGCUGGAGUCUCUGGGCUACUUAGCUUUGCAGGAGUUGCUUAUUCUGAUGAGGCCGAACAUGGCUUAGAGUGUCCGAGCUAUCCUUGGCCUCACGAAGGCAUUCUCAGCUCUUAUGAUCAUGCUUCGAUACGUCGAGGUCAUCAGGUUUACCAGCAAGUGUGUGCAUCCUGCCACUCAAUGUCGCUAAUUUCCUACCGUGAUCUUGUUGGUGUUGCAUACACUGAAGAAGAAACUAAGGCCAUGGCAGCAGAAAUUGAGGUGGUUGAUGGCCCUAAUGAUGAGGGUGAGAUGUUCACCCGCCCUGGGAAGUUGAGUGAUCGUUUUCCACAGCCUUACGCAAAUGAAGCAGCUGCAAGGUUUGCAAAUGGUGGGGCUUAUCCUCCUGAUCUAAGUCUUAUCACUAAGGCCCGGCAUAGUGGUCAAAACUAUGUUUUCGCUCUUCUAACUGGCUACCGGGACCCUCCUGCUGGUGUCUCAAUUAGGGAAGGUCUUCACUAUAACCCUUACUUCCCUGGUGGAGCUAUAGCGAUGCCUAAAAUGCUUAAUGAUGGUGCUGUUGAGUAUGAGGAUGGUAUACCCGCAACUGAGGCACAAAUGGGAAAAGAUGUUGUGUCCUUCCUGUCAUGGGCUGCUGAACCAGAAAUGGAAGAGAGAAAGCUGAUGGGUUUCAAAUGGAUAUUCGUCUUAUCACUUGCACUUCUCCAAGCAGCUUACUACCGUCGCCUGAGAUGGUCUGUCCUGAAAUCUCGGAAAUUGGUCCUUGAUGUUGUCAACUGAUUUCAUUCAAAUCACACUAGGUGAACUAAUCGUGAGCAUUUCCUUUUGUGUACUGUAUGUGAUGGGGGCACAAGGAAUAAUGAUAUUAUUGCCCAAUGAUUUGAAUUAUCAGUGUUAUAUACAAUGUAGACUCUAGACAAUA
Molecule: messenger RNA, 1290 nt
Organism: Solanum tuberosum (potato)
Lineage: Eukaryota; Viridiplantae; Streptophyta; Magnoliopsida; Solanales; Solanaceae
Product: cytochrome c1-2, heme protein, mitochondrial-like
Exons: 9
Coding region: 174-1148 (324 amino acids)
Biological process (GO): mitochondrial electron transport, ubiquinol to cytochrome c
Cellular component (GO): respiratory chain complex III
Molecular function (GO): heme binding; electron transfer activity
Source: RefSeq, a predicted model, not a curated record